AGGUGCAGAAGAGGAGCAACAUGUUCGCCGUGCAGCUGCUGCGAGUGUCGGUACAUGAGCGGAUCAUCGCCGCCGCCGAAGACUUUCUGCUGCAGGCGGAGGAAGGAGAAGAAGCGGCUCGAGUCCCGGCGCUGAGAGCGCUGCUCACCGAGCGGCUAACGGCGGCGGCGGAGGAGAUCGUCGGUCUGUUGGAGGAAACCGUGGCGGAGUACGAAGACCGAGUGGAGCGGUCCGAGCGGGAGAUCUGCCGCCAGAGGAGGCUGCUCGACGCCGUGUUGAAGCCCGAAGUCAGGCUGCACCGAGCGGACGUCCAGCAGCUGUCUGUGAUUAAAGAAGAGUUACCCCCUGAGCAUCAGCAGUGGCGCCCCAGUGUGAAACAGGAGGAAACAGAGCCUCCCCACAUUAAAGAGGAACAGGAGGAGCCAGAUCCCCCCCACAUUGUAGAGGAAAAUGAACAGGGAGAGCAGCUUCAAGGGCUGGGGGAGGCUGAUGUCACUAAGUCACUGUUCAGAGUGACUCUUGUCACUGUGGAGAGUGAAGAAGAUGAAGAGAAACCUCAGUGCUCACAGCUUCAACAAAGUCAGACUGAGGAGAACAUACGGGCCAAGAAUUGUUUCUUGUCCUUCCCUGACAAGAAACAAUUAAACUGCUCUGAGUGUGGUAAAAUAUUUAGGUAUAAGUCAAACCUUAUGGGUCAUAUGAGGAUUCAUACAGGAGAGAAACCAUUUAGUUGCUCGGAGUGUGGUAAAAGAUUUGGGUAUAAGUCAAACCUUAUGGGUCAUAUGAGGACUCAUACAGGAGAGAAACCAUAUAGUUGCUCUGAGUGUGGACAUGGAUUUGGGCAAAGCUCACACCUGGUAAAACAUAUGAGGAUUCAUACAGGAGAGAAACCAUUUAGUUGCUCUGAGUGUGGUAAAAUAUUUGCACAAAGGGCACACCUACUGAUACAUAUGAUGAUUCAUACAGGAGAGAAACCAUUUAGUUGCUCUGAGUGUGGACAAAGAUUUAACCGAAAGGGUACUCUGCUGAGACAUAUAAAGAUUCAUUCAAGAGAGAAACAAUGUAGUUGCUCUGAAUGUAGAAACAUGUUUAGCGAUAAGUCAAACCUGCUGGUACAUAUGAGUAGUCAUACAGGAGACAAACCAUUUAGUUGCUCUGAGUGUGGACACAGAUUUUGGCAGAAGUCAGACGUGCUGGUACAUAUGAGGAUUCAUACGGGAGAGAAACCAUUUAGUUGCUCUGAGUGUGAUAAAAGAUUUAGGCAAAAGACACACCUGGUGAAACAUAUGAGGAUUCAUACAGGAGAGAAACCAUUUAGUUGCUCUGAGUGUGGACGCAGAUUUGGACGUAAGUCAAUCCUGCUUUGUCAUAUGAGGAUUCAUACCGGAGAGAAACCAUUUAGUUGCUCUGAGUGUAGUAAAAGAUUUAGGACAAAGUCAGACCAACUUAAACAUAUGAAAAUUCACACAGGAUAGAAACCAUUUAGUUGCUGAGUUUGUGGUGAAAAAUUACUUGUCAGGAAAAUAUGACAAGAUGCAUGUCAGUCCACACCAGAAUAAAUUAUUUAGUUUCAUAUUCUGCAGCCAAGUUGAGUCAAAGUGAGGAGAACAGAGCUGCACUAAAACUGUUGUCCGAUAGGCCCCUCUGUGAGCACCUGGAUUCCACAGGCUUCACCCAGUAUACAACCCUAUGUCUAAAAACUCAAGCAGAUUGGUCAUUAAAUUGUGUCACUAUUCAAACAAUAACCUGCAUGCGCCAGUAAAACAACGAUGGAGAGGAGAGAGUGAACGUGAGAGGAUCAGAGCGAGAUAGGAGCAAAACGCUCAGUUGGGAGGAGAUUAGAUUAAGAGGGGCUAUUGUGAAACCCUAAAGUGACGUGCAGACAAAUUACAGGUUCACAGGAUCAAUGGUUUCAUGAUUCUAACAUUGUGGUGAGAUACUGUUAAAGUGAGUAAAAUAUUAAAUGAUUAGUAAUAAUAAUAAGGAAAGAUGUUAAUUCUGUGUGUAAUGUAUAAUAUUGGUUGUAGUUCCUUCUUUGCCCAGUAGGUGGUAUAUGGAGUAUGGGAAAGCACAAAUGGGGGAAGUGGUGAGAAGCAGUUUUUUGAAGUAUUGAGCCAUUGUUUUUUUUUGUUUUAAAUACAAGUAUAUGUAGACCGACGCAUGCUUCAUGGUGGCUUAACCUGGUUGAGUAACGUAUGUCUAUGAAUGUGAAUCAAUUCAACAACAAAGUAUCUACAUAAGAUUAAAAAAUUAGUUUCAUAAUUCUGAUAGGAAAAGAUGUAAAGUCUUUCUCUGAAGUUCUUAUGAGCAAUGCUUCCUAUUGUCAGGUGAAAUGGAAUGUAGCUGUGGGCUCCAUAAUUCUUAUACAGUGCUCUGUUUACUUUAAUACUAUAAAACUUCUGUACCACUCUGUAUCAGUCGCUGUGAAAUUGUGAUUGUAUCUUCUAUUGACCAUUACACUUUUAUUAAUAUUCAAGUCAAA
Scophthalmus maximus (turbot) is the source of this 2482-nucleotide messenger RNA. Its product is annotated as zinc finger protein OZF-like. Gene Ontology annotation, cellular component: PcG protein complex; transcription regulator complex. Gene Ontology annotation, molecular function: DNA-binding transcription factor activity, RNA polymerase II-specific; RNA polymerase II cis-regulatory region sequence-specific DNA binding. The record is from RefSeq and is a predicted model, not a curated record. Lineage: Eukaryota; Metazoa; Chordata; Actinopteri; Pleuronectiformes; Scophthalmidae. Gene Ontology annotation, biological process: regulation of transcription by RNA polymerase II. The transcript is spliced from 2 exons. The coding region runs from base 21 to 1475 and encodes 484 amino acids.